This is a messenger RNA of Dendroctonus ponderosae (mountain pine beetle), 1906 nucleotides long. RefSeq names its product pickpocket protein 28-like. The record is from RefSeq and is a predicted model, not a curated record. Gene Ontology annotation, biological process: sodium ion transmembrane transport. The transcript has 9 exons. Lineage: Eukaryota; Metazoa; Arthropoda; Insecta; Coleoptera; Curculionidae. Gene Ontology annotation, cellular component: membrane. Bases 42 to 1874 code for a protein of 610 amino acids. Gene Ontology annotation, molecular function: ligand-gated sodium channel activity.
GUACCGCAGACUGAAUAUAAAAUGUAAAAUUUAAUAACGUGAUGCUUCUAAUUUAUUUUGCAUUUAAUCAUUUCAUAUUGCAUCUGGAAAAGCAAUUUUGUCGUAAAUUUGCAACCAACAGUCAACCAAAGAUGGCCUCUUUACCGGUAGCUACGAAAAAGACAUUUCUAUGGAGAAAUGUGCGAAUUUAUUUUAGGGAAUAUUGCGUCUCAAGCAGCAUUCAUGGAAUUAGGUAUUUUGGAGAACGGCGCACUUACUUUGAAAGAGCAUGGUGGUUAAUUGUGUUUGCAUUUUGUUUGUCGAGCUGUGGAUUUUUCAUCACAAUGAUCUAUCGAAAGUGGGAAAGCAGUCCGAUUAUUGUCAGUUUUUCCACACGUGAAAAACCAAUCUACGAGAUACCGUUUCCAGCUGUUACCAUUUGUCCUGAAUCGAAAUCGGCAUCGAAAAGAUAUAGCCAUUCCACGAUAAUUAAAAGACUAAUGCGCUACAGGAAUCUUACACAGGAAGAAUAUAAAACGUUUUCUUAUAUGAAUCUGCUUUGCCAUACGGUACCCUCAUUCAUUGAAAGGGGAAAACCGAAAAAUAUGACUUUUGAUAACUAUUUUUAUUCCGUUGAUGAUUUCUUCGAAGUUGUUUUCAAUUUUCAGGUAUCUACAAAUAUUCUCAAGUUCUUACGUGCUUGCGAAUGGAUGAAUAAGGAAUACUCUUGUAAUCAAUUGUUUGACUUAGUUAUAACGGAUGAAGGAAUUUGUGCCACUUUCAACAUGUUAGAUACAUCUAAAAUAUAUCGAGAUGUUGCAUACAUCCCUAGCAUACCAUUUCGCAAAAAUACAACUUCUAGAAAUAUUACUUGGACCUUAGAUGAAGGAUAUUCCAUAGAUGAUGAUAUGCACACAUUUCCGAAAAGAGCGCUUUAUUCUGGAGCUUCUAGCGCACUCAAAUUUAGUAUAAUAGAAAGCAAUGAAAAUAUCGAUCAAGCAUGUACCAAAUCUUUGCAAGGGUUUAAGGUCACUUUGCACACUCCUACAAGAGUACCAAGACCAAGUCAACAAUAUUUUAGAGUGCCUCUGGAUGCCAUUGCAAUAACUGCAGUGAAACCCGUAAUGGUAACAACAUCCAAACGGGUAAAAGAUUUCAAGCCGGAAAAACGACAAUGCUACUUUGAAACGGAAAAGUAUUUAAAGUAUUUCAAACUGUACACUCAAAGAAACUGCCAACUGGAAUGUUUGAGCAAUUUCACUCUUGCCUGGUGCGGAUGCGUAGGAUUUUUUAUGCCCAAAGAAAAUAAUACGGAUAUAUGCGGCUCACUAAGUAAACUAUGCAUGGCAGAAGCUGAAGAAAUUGUUUAUAAGAGUACCAUACAUCAAAUUGAUAAAAUAAAACCCGGAAAGCAAAGAAAAUCAGUUCACGCUGAAAAGGUAAACCGUCUCAACCUUCAACAAGGGACUUCAUCUAAUGAAUCUCAAAUUCCCUAUUGUGAUUGCCUGCCUCUUUGCACAGAUCUCAGCUACGAAGUGGAAACCUCCACAUCCGCUUGGGAUUGGAUUAAAAUGAUUGACGUAUAUUUCCCUCCGCUUAACACGUCUGUCCCAAGAGAAAAAUCAAUAUCAAAGACCUCAAUGAUCAUCUACUUCAAAACCAAUCAUUUCAUAACAACAGAAAGACAUGAACUUUAUGCUAUAUUAGAUAUGCUUGGUAGCUUUGGAGGGCUAUUGGGACUAUUCACUGGUUUCUCCAUUUUGUCCUUGAUGGAGAUUAUUUAUUUUCUAACAGUCCGAAUUAUUUGUAAUAUUAAGCUGUUUGGAAAUUGGUCCGGGGAAUGCGAAAAUGAUGUGGAGAAAAACUUACCAGAAUUAUCAUCUCGUAGGAAGUGAGAAGAACCAUUAGUAGGAGAAGAAAGUAUCGA